Mollisia scopiformis is the source of this 1266-nucleotide messenger RNA. RefSeq lists its product as uncharacterized. Gene Ontology annotation, molecular function: DNA-binding transcription activator activity, RNA polymerase II-specific; zinc ion binding. NCBI's taxonomy places the organism in Eukaryota, Fungi, Ascomycota, Leotiomycetes, Helotiales, Mollisiaceae. The transcript has 4 exons. Bases 1 to 1266 code for a protein of 421 amino acids. Gene Ontology annotation, biological process: regulation of transcription by RNA polymerase II. The record is from RefSeq and is a predicted model, not a curated record.
AUGAUACCAGCAAUCAGGCCUCGAAAGGGACACAAGAAAUCCCGUGCGGGGUGCUUCAAUUGCAAGACUCGGAAGAUUAAGUGUCAGGAAAAUCGCCCAUCUUGUCAUAAUUGCAUCCGAAGAAUUGAAAAAUGUGUCUAUCCAAAUGCAAAGACAUCCUCAGCUUUGGCUGCUGCUAGAACGCAUUCUCCGGACCUGGUUCCGCGAAUGAGCAUGCAAUCUACACCAACGCUGUUCACCAUGACUGACCUGCGACUGUUCCAGCACUAUCUGCAAGAGGCAUAUCCCCAUUUGCCAGUGAGUAACGAUAAAACCUGGCUAUCACAAGUGCCUUUAAUCGCUCAUCAACAUGAGUAUCUUAUGCAUGCCAUCCUCGGAAUGGCAGCGUCUCACCUUGGGAUCUUGACUGGGGAAAAUCUCCAGUCAGCUGCGAUUCACCACCGCUUGCUAGCUAUACAAGGAUUCAACAACGCAAUAUCAAAGAAAAUUCAAACUGCCAGUGCAGGUGAUGCAGCUCUCGGAUGCGCUUAUCUUCUAACAUUCCAGUCGACAUAUAUGAACGAUGGCGUCUCGGAGUUCUUUCAAUUUGUUCGGGGUUGUCAUCUGCUGAGUGACCAGAUCCUAGCGGAAAAGCUCUCUACUGCAUUUUUGGUUGGAGGGAGAGAUCAUUUUGUGGAGAUGGAAUCAAGAUUGAUGGACCUUCCUGGCAUUAAUAUCGACAUUCUUGCAGGAGCGGCAAUGUCCUUGGAAGAAAUUCGUCAAGUUCUCGACCAGCCAUGUCACUUUGCUUUUCACGGGUUGCUUGUACACUGUAUCGAUGAAGCUAAAGUUUCUUCUUCUGACGUGUCAGGCUAUUUUGCCUUUAUCGCCAUUUAUCAGAAAGCUCCCAAAAUGGACGCCAACCAAUUCAGAGACCUCCUCGAUACCUCAAAUCAUAUCUGCAGAGUCUUGAUUGCCCAUUUCUUUACAAUCCAGACUAUAUUACUGCCUAUAUUGACUCGAGAGUGGUCUAAUCGCAAAAGAAGCACACCGGCACAGAUAAAUCUCAACUGGAUUUUCUCUAUAUCCGAUUCUCUCCCAAAAGAUCUCCAGAAAUAUUGUGUCUGGCCAAGAGCGAUUGCAGAAGCUGUGCAGGAAGAACUUUCCCAUACGCAGCCACCAGUACCAAAGGUCUCUAUCUUACGGAAACGAGAAGGUCAUAGCCAAGAUAUCAUACUUGGUAGAUUGGACCAACCCCACGGCAAUUCUCGAAUUGUUAUACCAUGA